Entrophospora sp. SA101 is the source of this 348-nucleotide messenger RNA. The record is from the annotation of a GenBank genome assembly. NCBI's taxonomy places the organism in Eukaryota, Fungi, Glomeromycota, Glomeromycetes, Entrophosporales, Entrophosporaceae.
GCAUCAUCAUAUAUUUUAUCGCUUGUGAAUAAUCCACAAUAUUAUCCUGAUGGUUUUAUUAUCGAUUCACGACCCGUUGAUAUCACAUUUGCAAAUCCCAGCAGCUUUAUACCAGCCUAUGCAACAACUGAAUGGACAAUUUGGGGUGAUGAUGGUAUUGCGAUGUCAUAUUGGGAUCAGAAAGCAUAUGCAGUCGAAUACAGUAGUGGCAACGGCGAUGGCGGCGGUACUGUAGAAGAUGAACUUGAUGCAUUUUAUUCAGAUAUGGGAGCAGCACUUACAUCAUCAGGAAAAUCUGAAUCUAAAUCUAUUUUUUCGGUUUCUGAUAUGGUAGUAACAACAACAUGA